Molecule: messenger RNA, 2066 nt
Organism: Monodelphis domestica (gray short-tailed opossum)
Lineage: Eukaryota; Metazoa; Chordata; Mammalia; Didelphimorphia; Didelphidae
Gene: TRIM63
Product: tripartite motif containing 63
Molecular function (GO): zinc ion binding
Source: RefSeq, a predicted model, not a curated record
UGGUUCAGGUGAGUGGGCAUCUAAUUUCCAACUGAAAUCCUGCUGUUGAAUGGUACCCGGACAGUCUGUCCUUGUUUACGACCUCCAUCCCCCGAGAACAGCGAUUGCUCACUCUGGCAUGUGAUGAGGCAGUUGCUUUGCAGGACGGAAACUCAACUCUCCCAAAAUCCACUCCCUACCCUCCUCCCUUCCCUCCCUCCAUCCCUCCCUCCACAGUCCCUUGGCCAAUUUGGGCAUCAGCAUGCCUGGUCAGUCCCCUAUCCUACAAGCUCAUGUGAUCCAGGGCUGGCUAUAAAUAGCCGCAGAACCGUAGACAAAGACAGAAUCUCAGAGUGUAACAAGAACUGAAAGGAGUUUGUCAUUUGCCAAGGCCAGGGUCUUGGGAUCUUCAGCCUGUCUGCUCCGAGUCUGCUGGUGAAGCCAGAAGCUGCUCCUCCGGCGGGAUGGAUUAUAAAUCGGGUCUGAUCCAGGAUUCGAACCCCAUGGAAAACCUAGAGAAGCAGUUGAUCUGUCCCAUCUGUUUGGAGAUGUUCACCAAACCCGUGGUCAUCCUGCCCUGCCAGCACAACCUGUGCCGAAAAUGUGCCAAUGAUGUCUUUCAGGCUGCUAAUCCCUACUGGUCCAACCGGGGAGGCUCCAUUUCAGGAGGCCGUUUCCGCUGUCCAUCCUGCCGCCAUGAGGUGAUCAUGGACAGACAUGGGGUGUAUGGGCUUCAGAGGAACCUACUGGUGGAGAAUAUCAUUGACAUCUACAAACAGGAGUGUUCAAGUCGGCCCCUGCAGAAGGGCAAUCAUCCCAUGUGUAAGGAGCACGAGGAUGAGAAGAUCAACAUCUACUGCCUGACCUGUGAGGUGCCCACCUGCUCCAUGUGCAAGGUGUUUGGGGCCCACAAGGCCUGCGAGGUGGCCCCACUGCAGAAUGUCUUCCAGGGCCAGAAGACUGAGCUGAGCAACUGCAUCUCCAUGCUGGUGGCUGGGAACGACCGAGUCCAGACGAUCAUCACCCAGCUAGAAGACUCUUGUAGAGUUACCAAGGAGAAUAGCCACCAAGUAAAGGAGGAACUGAGUGAAAAGUUUGAUGUCCUAUAUGCCAUCUUAGACGAGAAGAAGAGUGAGUUGCUUCAGCGAAUCACUCGAGAACAAGAGGAAAAGAUCAGCUUCAUUGAGGCCCUGAUACAGCAGUACCGGGAGCAGUUGGAAAAGGCCACCAAACUAGUGGAGACAGCCAUCCAGUCCAUGGAUGAGCCAGGUGGAGCUGCAUUCCUGAUGAAUGCCAAGCCACUGAUAAAAGCCAUUGUGGAAGCAUCCAAGGGCUGCCAUCUGGGCAAGACAGAGCAAGGCUUUGAGAACAUGGAUUAUUUCACCCUGGACCUGGAACACAUUGCAGACACCUUGAGGGCCAUUGACUUUGGGUCAGAUGAGGAAGAAGAAGAGUUCAUUGAGGCAGAGGGAGAUGAGGAUGAGCAAGAGGAAGAAGAUCCCUCUGGAGGGGAAGAUGGGAGGAGUACAGGAAGGAGACAGGAAGAAGAACUACAAUGAGAAAAUCCCCCAAGCCAAGAGAGAAACCAAGGGAGAGACAAGGCCCCACUCAGGAGAGGAGUUUCUGUGAUAAGCCUCAGGUUGAGAGGGGAGGAGGAUCCCAACUCUGCCAGGUAGCAGAGACUGGACACAUCCCAUGGCCUAGCAAGUGGCCACUUACUCAGGCUUAGAGACUUGUUGAAACAAAAGACACAGGACACUUUUCUACAUUGGUGCAAAAUGGAAUGUUUUGUACAAUUUCUUUUUUAAUGUCUUUUUUUUUUGUAUAUAACUGUAAAUGUCUAUGGAACUGGUGCUUUCCAGAAAAAGACUUUGCAUAUUGUGCAGAGGAGGGGAAGUUUUUGUUUGGAAGGGUUUGAAGUGGUCAGAGAUGCUGAGGGACUGGGCACCUGGCAGCUGUCCUGGCCCCUCCCUGAGCCACUUUCUGGGCCUAGAAAGAAAGUGUACUGUACUUUAAUGCAUAUUCCUGUCACACAGGGUACUGACUGAAUUUAUGUUGCACAUUGUUCAAAUAAAUACACAAUUCUA